GAGCGCACAGCACCGCUCCACCAGGAAGGCGACCGGAGCCCAGCCAGCUCCCCGGAGGCGGUUCCCCCACUGCUCUCACACCAUGGAUAUGCACCUCUUCGACUACGUGGAGCCAGGGAACUUCUCCGACGCGGUGUGGCCCUGCAACAGCAGCGACUGCAUCGUGGUGGACACGGUGCAGUGCACUGGCCUUCCCAACAAGAGCGUCCUGCUCUACACGCUCGCCCUGGUCUACAUCUUCAUCUUCGUCGUUGGCAUGGUGGCCAACUCCGUGGUGGUCUGGGUGAACAUCCAGGCCAAGACCACCGGCUACGACACGCACUGCUACCUGCUGAACCUGGCCAUCGCUGACCUGUGGGUGGUCCUCACCAUCCCAGUCUGGGUGGUCAGCCUGGUGCAGCACAACCAAUGGCCUAUGGGGGAGCUCACGUGCAAGGUCACGCACCUCAUCUUCUCCAUCAAUCUGUUUGGCAGCAUCUUCUUCCUCACUUGCAUGAGCGUGGACCGCUACCUGUCCAUCACCUACUUCACCAGCACGUCCAGUGCCAAGAAGAGGCGGGUGCGCCGCACCGUCUGUGUCCUGGUGUGGCUGUUGGCCUUCUGUGUGUCGCUGCCCGACACCUACUACCUAAAGACCGUCACGUCUGCCUCCAACAACGAGACCUACUGCCGCUCCUUCUACCCCGAGCACAGCAUCAAGGAGUGGCUGAUCGGCAUGGAACUGGUCUCCGUUGUCCUGGGCUUUGUUGUCCCCUUCUCCGUCAUCGCCGUCUUCUACUUCCUGCUGGCCCGAGCCCUCGCGGCGUCUGGCGACCCCGAGAAACACAGCAGCCGCAAGAUUAUCUUCUCCUACGUGGUGGUCUUCCUGGUGUGCUGGCUGCCCUAUCACGUGGUGGUGCUACUGGACAUUUUCUCCAUCCUGCACUACAUCCCUUUCACCUGCCACCUGGAGAACGCGCUCUUCACGGCGCUGCACGUGACGCAGUGCCUGUCCCUGGUGCACUGCUGUGUGAACCCGGUGCUCUACAGCUUCAUCAGCCGCAACUACCGCUACGAGCUGAUGAAGGCGUUCAUCUUCAAGUACUCAGCCAAGACGGGGCUCACCAAGCUCAUUGACGCUUCCAGAGUGUCAGAAGCCGAGUACUCGGUGCUGGAACAGGGCGCCAAGUGAUGGGCUCAUCUGGCAUGUGAGGACUGUGGGCUCCUGGCCCCACGGGGGUCAGGCUGCGUGGGUUCCUAUGAGGGAGGUGGAACAGCUUUGCUCUGGGUGUUUGAGGGGCCCAAGAGGGGAGCAGGUGUCACCGUGUGUCCAACCUGCAGGCUGUACAUUCUGGCAGUUCCAGAGCAGGUGCAAGCUAGGUCAGCUCCAGGACUGGCCGGCCCGGGCGUAUCUGUACAGUAAAAUGUGAUGUGUUCCUUGGAAAUUUUUUAUGGUGAUUUGUAUUUAAGUUUUCAGACUGUAUUUUCUCACUAUUGGUGUACCUUAUCAUAAAUGUAUUUGGAAAGUUAAAAUAUAUUUUAAAUAUUGUACAGGAGAAAUCAGACUGACAUAUCUGAAGUGUGGUAGUUGAAGGGCUAGCUUGGCUUCAGUGUUGACUAAGGACGACAUUAAUCGUUAGCUGAUCUGAAAGUUUAUAUAUGUGUAUAUAUAUAUGAAUAUAUAUAAAUAUAUGCCAGUCCUGGCUGAAAUGU
Molecule: messenger RNA, 1692 nt
Organism: Ochotona princeps (American pika)
Lineage: Eukaryota; Metazoa; Chordata; Mammalia; Lagomorpha; Ochotonidae
Gene: ACKR3
Product: atypical chemokine receptor 3
Exons: 2
Coding region: 83-1171 (362 amino acids)
Biological process (GO): vasculogenesis; chemotaxis; G protein-coupled receptor signaling pathway
Cellular component (GO): membrane
Molecular function (GO): G protein-coupled receptor activity; chemokine binding; coreceptor activity
Source: RefSeq, a predicted model, not a curated record